AUGUCAUCCCGUAUUGAUAAGGUCAUCGCUCGCCAGCGAGAAAAGAUCGCCGAUGGUGCCUACUACGAGGCUCACCAACAACUACGAGUCAUUGCUGCCCGGUAUAUCAAGCAAUCCAACUAUGAUGCUGCGGCGGAGAUUCUGGCUGGUGGCGCGAAGGAGCUAUUGAAGGCUGGAUCUCAGCAGGGUGCGUCGGCAAGUGGUGGAGAUUUGGCCAUCAUGUUGGUUAUGGAGGUGUACAACAAAGCUGAGUGGGAGAUCUCGGGUGGUGAUGAUGCUGAGGGUCGGGCUCGGAAAAAGCGUUUGAUCGAGCUGCUGCGGGAAUUCCCAUCGGACGAACCUACGAGAAAGCGUUACAUUCAAGAAAUUAUCGGGUGGAGUGCGAAGUUCGGACCACUGGAAAGAGGAGAUGCGGAACUACACCAUGCCGUGGGCUCAGUAUACGCUGAAGAUAACGAGCCAUACGAGGCCGAGAAACAUCUCAUUCUUGGAACAUCUGAAUCGGCCGAGACCCUCGCAAAGCUCGAGUAUGAGUGGUACACUAGCGACGAGCCGCACACUGCAGCGAUCUAUGCGUCGCGCGCAGUCUUCCCCUACCUCCUCACCGGAAAUCUCCGCAGCGCCAACAAAGCUCUGCUCAUCUUCACUUCGCGCCUUUCGGCCGCCAAUCCCCAGCUCGGUGUGCAGGAUAUCAGCAGCGCCAGUGCGGACGCCCGAGUAUUCCCCGCUCUGCCUCUGCUGAAUUUCAUCAGCUUGCUGCUGUUGACGAUCCAGCGCGGGAGUGCGGAUCUGUUCCGGCAGCUCACGGCACACUAUGCAGCACAAAUCAAAGAAGUUGGUAUUUGGGAUGAUGCUCUGGCCCAAAUUGGCGAGCAGUACUUCGCCAUCAAGAUCCCGCGGCAAGGAAACCCUUUGAUGGAUAUGAUGAGCGGUAUGUUGUUUGGAGGUCAGAACAAGGCACAAAAACCUGCUAAGAAGGUCGAGGCACCUCCGUCAAGCAUGGAGCUCGAUUAA
Penicillium bovifimosum is the source of this 1014-nucleotide messenger RNA. Its product is annotated as protein GET4. NCBI's taxonomy places the organism in Eukaryota, Fungi, Ascomycota, Eurotiomycetes, Eurotiales, Aspergillaceae. Gene Ontology annotation, cellular component: cytosol; TRC complex. The transcript is spliced from 4 exons. Bases 1 to 1014 code for a protein of 337 amino acids. Gene Ontology annotation, biological process: protein insertion into ER membrane. The record is from RefSeq and is a predicted model, not a curated record. Gene Ontology annotation, molecular function: protein binding.